AUUUAAAUAUCCCAGCCAAGGAACUAGACAUUUUGGCGUCUCCAAAGAGUUUACUGGCGACUUAUACUCUAAGAUAAUUAUUAUCAAACUCUUACUGACGAUGGAAAUACUGACAACUAAUUUUUUUGUCUUAAGUUUGGUGGGUCUUUGGAAACCGCGCGGCUGGAGCGGAAUCAAAGCAAUCCUUUAUCAUUUUUACUCAGCAAUUGUAAUAUUUGCAAAUAUUUCAUUCUUGAUAUCUGGAAUAAUGGAUCUUGAAUUUACAAAUAUUGAUAUUGCUGCAUUUAUUGAUAAUAUUUCGUUACUGUUGAGUCUGGUGACGAUAAGGCAGAAAACAGCAUGCGCUAUUGGAAAUCGCGGGGACAUUAAAGAAAUAAUUGACUCGUUAGGACGGAGUCCUUUCAAGCCACAGGACGAGGAGGAAGUGAACAUCGUCAAGCGGUUUGACGACCUUACUGGAUAUAUUCUCAAGUACUACCCAGUACUAUUCACUGUCGCAAUAACCUGGUACUCAAUGGGGCACAUGUUUAUAAUGGAUCCCCCUUAUGUUUUGCCAUAUAGAGGGUGGUUUCCUUAUAACUACACAACAACAAGCAUCUACUGGCUGACAGCAGUCUAUCAACUUUACGCAAUUUGCAGUGCGGCAUCCAUUAAUCUAGCCUUCGACCCCUUACUCCCUUGUAUUAUUUGUCACAUGUGCGCUCAGGUUCAUAUUUUAAGGUACAGAUUUGGGGUCAUGUUGAAAAAAUUAGAAGUCAUUUCUGACAAUGAGCCGCGGUCUGUUAUUGCGUCUGCUGAACGUAAAUUGAUGGGAGAGUGGGUUGACUACCACAUUAGUAUUUUAAAUCUAAUUAAAUACGUGAAUUCAACGUAUUCAAAGGUAAUAUUUGUACAGUACACAGCAAGUUCAUUGAUUUUAUGUACGGUCGCAUAUGUGCUGUCACAUAUGGAUGCGCUCUCUAUGAAUUUCGCGGGUAAUUUUUUUUAUUUCAUCGCGAUGAAUUUCCAAAUAUUUUUUCAGUGUUUUUGCGCUAAUCAAGUAACACUUGAGUUCUUGGACAUCACCACCGCUCUCUACGAUACAAAUUGGUUCAAUUUGAGCAACAAUGUUCGCAGAUCAAUGACUAUUAUUUUAUGUGAAUCUUUUCGCCCAGUUCUAUUUACGAGCAGUUUCUUUAUUGUUUUAUCUCUCGAAUCAUUUACUAAGGUUAUAAAAUGUGCAUACACUGUUUACAACGUUCUGCAAUAACUCGUUAGAACUUUGAUAUUUAUUAUUAUGGCAUAUAAUUUAUCGCAGUUAAAUUUAUGUUAUAUAUAUAAAUAUAUUUAUUUAAUAAAGUAAUAACAAUAAUAUAUUUCAUGGAAACAAUCAAUUUGGACAUAAAUAAAAUUUGUUUGCUCCAGCAGCCAAAGGCUCUUGCAGCAAACAAAUGUUUAAAUUUGAAUUACAGCUAAACUAUCAAAAAUAUGGAAAAAUAUACUGUAAGCAGUUUGUUUAAUCGUGACAGGAGUGCAGAUGAUAAUACGUGGCACAAAAGUACAAAUACAAUUCGUCUGUAUACUUAACUUUAUUGAGUAGAACUUACUUAAACGUAGACAAAUAAGUCUACGCUCUUGAAUUUCUGUGCCCAAUCCUAUAUGCCAAUCUUAUGCGCAAUAGUUUUAUGCCUUGUUGGCCUAAUAGGUUUAGUUAAUAUAUUGUAACGAAUGUGAAACUGAUCUUUGAUUUAAGAACAUGAGCAUAUAAGAUCGAAAAUUAUUGAAUUGAUCACAAUGAAAGUUUAUAAAUUAACAACUAAU
Microplitis mediator is the source of this 1800-nucleotide messenger RNA. RefSeq names its product odorant receptor 2a-like. Gene Ontology annotation, biological process: detection of chemical stimulus involved in sensory perception of smell; sensory perception of smell. The transcript has 5 exons. Gene Ontology annotation, cellular component: plasma membrane. The coding region runs from base 101 to 1249 and encodes 382 amino acids. Gene Ontology annotation, molecular function: olfactory receptor activity; odorant binding. The record is from RefSeq and is a predicted model, not a curated record. Lineage: Eukaryota; Metazoa; Arthropoda; Insecta; Hymenoptera; Braconidae.